AUGCCUCUCGAUACCUCCUCUUACUCCCUCGCGCUCCUGCGUCUCGACGGGCGACGCUGGAAUGAGCUGCGCCGGCUCACGGCUCAGAUGCGCACUCAGGCCGCCGCGGACGGGAGUUCGUACCUCGAGAUGGGUAACACGAAGGUCAUCUGCACCGUGGCCGGGCCGAGCGAGGGCAAGGCGGGGACGGGCCAGAUGGGAGGCGCGCGGGACAGGGCGACGGUAGAUGUCACUAUCAGCGUGGCUGGUUUCUCGGGCGUGGAUAGGAAGAGGGGAGGUGCUGGGCGGGGGGACAAGCGCCUCGCGGAAAUGCAAACCACCAUCUCCACGGCCUUCGCGCAGACGCUGCUCACGCACCUCUACCCGCACAGCAGCAUCGCCCUAUCGCUGCACAUCCUCUCGCAGGACGGCUCCCUCCUCGCGGCCUGCAUCAACGCGUCGACGCUCGCGCUCGUCGACGCCGGCAUCCCCAUGCGCGGCUACAUCUGUGCCUGCACCGCGGGCUCGACCUCAUCGUACAGCAGCAACGACGAGCGCGCCGACCCGCUGCUGGAUCUCAACGCGGCCGAGGAGCAGGAGCUGCCGUUCCUGACGGUGGCGACGGUGGCUGGCAGCGAUGAUGUAAGUGUGCUAGUUAUGGAGACGAGGGUGCAGGCUGGCCGGCUGGAGGGCAUGCUGACCGUGGGGGUUUCUGGCUGUAUGCAAGUGCGGGAGAUCUUGGAUAAGGUGGUUAGGGAGAGGGGGGAGAGGGUGUUGGAGGGGAGCAGGAUGUGA
Molecule: messenger RNA, 774 nt
Organism: Drepanopeziza brunnea f. sp. 'multigermtubi' MB_m1
Lineage: Eukaryota; Fungi; Ascomycota; Leotiomycetes; Helotiales; Drepanopezizaceae
Biological process (GO): poly(A)-dependent snoRNA 3'-end processing; rRNA catabolic process; nuclear mRNA surveillance
Cellular component (GO): nuclear exosome (RNase complex); nucleolus; cytoplasmic exosome (RNase complex)
Source: RefSeq, a predicted model, not a curated record